GAAGAUAUAGAUGAUAUUAUAAUGAACGAUGAUGUCUUUAGAGGAAAUAUUAACCUCGAAGAUGAAGAUGAUUUUAUAGCGAACGGUGAUGCUUUUAGAGAAAAUAUUAAUCUCGAAGGUGUAGAUGAUAUUAUAAUGAACAAUGAUGUCUUUAGAGGAAAUAAUCUUUUCCAAAAUGAAGAUGAUAUUAUACCGAAUAAUGAUGCCUUUAGAGGAUAUAAUUAUUUCCAAGGUGAAGAUAUUAUACCGGACGGUGAUGCCUCUGCAGGAAAUAGGUGAUAUUUUACGCAUUUGUUAUUACGUGAUAGUUCUGUACAUCUCAUUGCAACAAUUCUUCGACGAAUUCGAAAUUGCAGUGGUUAGCUGUCCCUGUCUAUCCAGACCGCCCUACGAUUUUGCUGCGGUUGGACUAUCUGGCAACACGGGGAUUUUGCAAAUGGGUGAUAUAAAUAAUAUUAUCCCAAUCCCGCAGACAGAUCUCAUAUUCGAUAUUCAAUCUAUAUUAUCAAGUUAUUGCUACGAUUUCUUUGUUAUUGGAUCAGGUUUUGCUGCAAAACCAUUAAUGCCUUACAACGGUUAUCUUAUUAUAAACGCGAUAAUUUCAGCAAAUUUCACGAAUGUUAUUAAUAAUAGUUGUAUCGUUUAUGAAGAUGCUAAUACUGGGCAGAGAAUAUCACAAAUUAUCAACGAUCCCAAUCAAAUCAAAUGCUCUAUGUUGGGCAACUUCUAUUUCAGUGAAGGUAGACGAGGAAUGGUUUAGGUGGCGUGCUCGUAAUAGAUGGGGAACAUGCGAUAUUAUAUAUCACACUAGAAAAUUAUCCAGAAUGGUUUAUCCCGAACAUGGAUGUUAACAAAUGGUUAAAAUUAUAUCGAUUGAACUGCAUGGAUGUAAUAGGUGUGGUUGCAUUAACCAACUUUCCAUUUUUCAGAGGACACAAAUCUGACGGAAGUCCGUUGCUAGGAACCCGUUACAGGUUUAACACUUUCUCUAAUUAUGAAGCGGCCGGAGGGUUUCGCGUGGAUGUCACACCGAUAGAGACAGAGUACAUUUUUUACUUUAAUAUAGCGCAAAGAAUAUAUUUCUAAAUGUGACAAAUAUUUUCAUUCUUGAUAUAAAAUCAAUCCUUCUUAUUAAAACGCUAAGUGAGAAAUUCACAUGAGAUAUGUUUUCAUAAAGUAUUCGUGACUAAGAUAUAUCUCGUAUAAAGAUCUAGGUUUGCAAAAAAUAAUAUCUUCUAUUUUAGAAUGCAACAAAUCGUAACACUUAUUAAUAUUUUGAUAUACUGACCAAAUAACGUAGUUCAAAUAGUCUACGUUUCUGUUUUGAUUCACGACAAAGAAAAAUAUCAUAAAAAUAAAAAGUAAAUCGAAAAUUGAAAAGUUCAAUGAUAUCUUUCUAUAAACUCUUCCUCUUACUUUUUCUGCAAGUGAAACGAUUUGUUCGACUUUUUUUACAACAAUUAACAUAAAAAUUACAUACACACAAAGUAUUUAUUUGUAGAUAAAUACGACUGUCCGAAUUAAAUAGCAUAAACAAAUAUAGAACUGUAUCUACUUUUAAUUUCGUGAAACUAUUGUAAUCCGUCGACAUUAUUUAAGUUUCAUAUUUCCAAUUCAAAAAAAUGCACACACACAAAUAU
Molecule: messenger RNA, 1640 nt
Organism: Formica exsecta
Lineage: Eukaryota; Metazoa; Arthropoda; Insecta; Hymenoptera; Formicidae
Product: ester hydrolase C11orf54 homolog
Exons: 6
Coding region: 143-760 (205 amino acids)
Cellular component (GO): nucleus
Molecular function (GO): zinc ion binding; hydrolase activity, acting on ester bonds
Source: RefSeq, a predicted model, not a curated record